GCAGCUGAAUCAUGGCAUUGACAUUUCGGCCGACGGGUCAACUUUGUAUGCUUCCAGCGCCGCCUCCGCAUUUUCAUGGUCCUACGAUGCUACAGCCAAGAAAACCACAUCGCAAGCUCGCACGCUAGUCACCGGGAUGGCAAACACGGGACACUCCACCCGGACAAUCUGGCUUUCGAGGCACGAGGACGGCAUGCUGUUCGUCAGUCGUGGAAGUGGGCCAAAUAUUGAUUCCGAAGCUUCGGACCCCUCCAAUGGGAUCAGCAUGAUAAAGGUUUUCAAUAUCAAAAAUACGACAUCCCCAUACAACUAUUCUCGAGACGGGUUGGUUGUGGGAUGGGGCCUCCGGAACUCCGUCGGUGUCACCGAACAUCCCGUCGACGGGGGAAUCUGGAGUGUUGAGAACUCGGUUGACAACAUCAAGCGGGACGGCCGCGAUAUUCACGAUGACAACCCUGGGGAGGAGUUGAACUAUCACGGCUCCCUGAGCGGAUCCGCUUCUCAACUCCUAGGAGGCAACCAUGGCUACCCUGACUGCUUUGCUGCGUGGACUCCCUCAGAAAUUCCCAGAAAUACGGGCCUCAAAGUUGGCAGUCAAUUUGCCAUGGGAGAUGCCGGCGGGAGAAUUGACGAUGCAGCUUGUGCGCAGCGAGUGGCUCCUCGGAUCACAUUUGCCGCGCAUAUGGCUCCGCUUGAUAUCAAGUUCGACCCCAGUGGUUCCAAUGCGUGGGUUACGUUCCACGGUAGUUGGAACCGCGAUCAGCCAAUUGGAUACAAACUCUCCGUUGUUCGCUUCAACGCGGCUUCGGGCCAACCAACGGAACCAUCGGAUUCCCGCACUGCUGCCAUCGAUAUCAUGGCCAAUUCGGCCAUGGAUCAGUGCCCCAAUGGCUGUUUUCGACCCGUGGGGUUGGCAUUCGAUCCAAAGGGUCGCCUUUUCGUGUCGAGCGACUCGACCGGCGAUAUUAUAGUCGUCACUCGCCGUGAUGGUGCACCGGUGGGACCGUCGACAACAGUGACCCAGAGAAGUUCAACGGCUGGAGGGGCGGGCAGUACUUCAACGCAAGCAGGUCUUGUCGGUCGAUACGCACCUUGCGCUAACAAUGCCUUUGCUGGCCUUGCGGCGUACUGCAUGUUUGUCGCAUAGGAAGGGGAUCUCACACUCACUCAAGAUUCGUGCCAGUUUCACGUUCGGUCUUAUCAAUGUCCACGAGAUUGUACAUACUCACAUGCCAAUACCAGACGUAGUGGAUCUCACCCACGAGGUCGAAAGAUUUUCAAUUG
Molecule: messenger RNA, 1284 nt
Organism: Eremomyces bilateralis CBS 781.70
Lineage: Eukaryota; Fungi; Ascomycota; Dothideomycetes; Eremomycetales; Eremomycetaceae
Product: soluble quino protein glucose dehydrogenase
Exons: 2
Coding region: 137-1147 (336 amino acids)
Source: RefSeq, a predicted model, not a curated record